GCUAAUCUUCACUCUGGUUAUAGUUGAGCAAAGAUACAGAGGACACAAGUUAAUGAGCCACAUUGAUAUGGGGAGAAAUGUUUUCAAGACUGAGGAUAGAGAUAUCUACCAGCUUCUCAAUCAAGAGCCCAGUAGGACCACGUUUCAGUAAUAGGGGUGAAGUAGAUGUAGAUUGAGUGUAACAAAAAUUAUAAAAAAUGACAGUAAAAUAAUUUUUCCAAUAAACAAAAGUGGAAAAAAAUUCUUCAACCAUAGAUAAAUUAAUUUAAAAGGAAACACAGAAAUAUAAGCAGGAAUGAUAAACAUCAACCCCAAAGGGUAAUAUGCAAAUGAGUCAUCAAUAUUGACUGUGCAAUAAUUUUAAUGUAAUAUGCCGUUUAAAUUUAUGCAAAACUUCAAUGUACAAAAAUCAUGUUGAAGAUAAAGUUAUAUCAAUAUUGAAGAAGUAGAGAAGUAGUAAUUUGUGUUAAACUUUAGUAUAGCAAGAGUACAUAUUUAUAGUAAACACCAAAACAAGUUUAUAAAAUGACAAAAUAAAGAUUUGAUAUUUCUAAAAGAAGCAAUGGAAGAAUGAAUACGACACAUGAAACAUAAGAGCCAAAUAGAAUAUGGUUAGAAGUUUCAGCUAACAUAUAACCCCAAUUAUACCAGUAAUUAUUACACAUUGCAUGCAUGUGUCAAAAUAUCACAUGUGCCCCAUAAAUAUAUACAAAUAUCGUCUAACAAUAAAAUAUGGAAUUGAACUAAAUGCUCCUAGUAAAAUACUUGAGAUUAUCUGAUUAUACAUUAUUAUGAUUGCAGACACCUUUAAGACUGAGGCUAUGAAAGAAUAAAGACAUGGCUCCUCCCGCCAAUCGCAGCUCCUGGGACCAGGGUAGCUCGGUCUGUCCUCCGCCUCACCAUGACUUCCGACGGCUGUCGCCCGUUGUCCAGCACAUUGUCCUUCGGGAGCCUGGGCGACAGCUCCCUGUAUUUUGGGGCGGAGGGCGCCUUUGGCGCACCCAGCAUGGGCGUGAGCUCCAGCAGCCGCGGCGUGUCGGUGUCUUCCUUCCGCUUCGUGUCCUCGUCCUCCGCCUGGGGAGACGGCGGCGUCCUGGCCGGGUCCGAUGGGCUGCUGGGGUGUAACAAGAAGAUCCCCACGCAGAACCUCAACCACCGCCUGGCCUCCUACCUGGACGAGGUGCGCGCCCUGGAGGAGGCCAAUGGCGAGCUGCAGGUGAAGAUCCGCGACUGCAGCCGCUACUACAAGACCAUGAGGACCUGCGGGACAAGAUUCGUGGUGCCACCACUGAGAACGCCAGGGCUGUCCUGCAGACCCACAGCGCCCCUCUGGCUACAGGGCAUUCCGAACCAAGGCUGCGACGGAGCGGCUCUGCGCAUGCGCCUCGGCAGCCAUGAACGUGCGCAGGUGGUGGGCGAGCUGAUCCAGGCAGGACGGCAUGCAGAUGUAGAUCCAAGGCCUGAAGGAAGAGCAAGGCAGCCUGAAGAAGAACCAUGAGGAGGAAGUCAGUGCCCGCAGGCCAAGCGGGAGGCCAGGUCGGUGUGGGGAUGGAUUCGGCUCCUGACACCGAUUUCUCACCAAGAUCCUGAGUGACGUGCGAAGGCAACGUGAGGUCAUGGCGGCCGGAACCGGAAGGACUGAACCGGAAGGACUGAGGAGCUGAACCGCGAAGGUGCUGGCCACAUGGAGCGCCUCCAGAUGAGCAGGUCCAAUGUCACUGACUUGCGGGCACCCUCCAGGGUCUUGAGAUUGAGCCGCAGUCACAGCUGAGCAUGAAAGCGGCCUUGGAAGGCACACUGGCGGAAACCGCCACGCGCUUUGGGACCCAGCUGGCACAGAUCCAGGCGCUGGUCAGCGGUGUUGAAGCCCAGCUGGGUGAUGUGCUAGCUGACAGUGAGCGGGAGAAUCAGAGUACCAGUGUCUCAUGGUCAUCAAGUCGCAGCCGGAGCAGGAGGUUGCCACCUACCACAGCCUGCUCAACAGCCGGGAAGAUCACUACAACAACCUUUCCACCUCCAAGGCCCUCUGAGGCGGCUGGCUCCUGGGUUUCUGCUCUCCUUCAGAGGGCAUCUCCUGGGUAGGGGGACGAGAAGUCUCCUGGGAGAUUAAAAUGAGUGAUCUAGAGGAGAAGGAUGUUGAUGAAUUCAGCUCCAGUGGUUUUAAGUGUCCAACAUGCUUUGCAGUGCAGGGAAGAAAAUGCAAUGCAGAACUCAAAGGGUAUUCGUGACAUAGCUGUUGAAAUGAAGAGAUGCAUGCAAUCAGACCUAUGCAAAGAGAUGAUAACUUCUUAUAUGGGUUUUCCAAUUACUAACAAGAGUAGAAAUUGCAAAUCAGCCAUCAGAAUUGGGGCCAGAAUUGGACCCCCAUCUCCCAUCUUCUUUGUUCUUUUAUUGAGGAAACUACUUCAUUGAGCUCUGGCAAGAGCUUAGCCACUUUCAUUUAUAAA
Molecule: messenger RNA, 2447 nt
Organism: Callithrix jacchus (white-tufted-ear marmoset)
Lineage: Eukaryota; Metazoa; Chordata; Mammalia; Primates; Cebidae
Source: RefSeq, a predicted model, not a curated record